Messenger RNA from Neurospora tetrasperma FGSC 2508, 288 nucleotides. RefSeq lists its product as uncharacterized. Lineage: Eukaryota; Fungi; Ascomycota; Sordariomycetes; Sordariales; Sordariaceae. The record is from RefSeq and is a predicted model, not a curated record. The coding region runs from base 1 to 288 and encodes 95 amino acids. The transcript is spliced from 3 exons.
AUGGCGGAGGUGGGCGUAGACCAGGAGGUUAGAAAUAUGGCGAGGAGUGCUGAGAGGGUCGAGAUGAUUGUUGGCAACUUCAUUGUGUCUCCCAAGACCUAUCGGAGUAUCAUUAUUUGCGCAGAGGAAGGCACCGCCGGCACAUGCACUUUAGUUGACUGCCCUGAACGGGAUGAUGUCGAAGUUUGGUUUCCCAUAAAGUUUUGCAGGUACCUAUUAUUCUCUCGUCGUUCGUCCAUUGUCUUUGUUCCGUCGCAACUCAAAGCUCCACUGAUGAGCCAAGCUUGA